Messenger RNA from Uncinocarpus reesii 1704, 2190 nucleotides. RefSeq lists its product as uncharacterized. The record is from RefSeq and is a predicted model, not a curated record. NCBI's taxonomy places the organism in Eukaryota, Fungi, Ascomycota, Eurotiomycetes, Onygenales, Onygenaceae. Bases 1 to 2190 code for a protein of 729 amino acids. Gene Ontology annotation, molecular function: protein binding. Gene Ontology annotation, biological process: transcription by RNA polymerase III. Gene Ontology annotation, cellular component: transcription factor TFIIIC complex. The transcript is spliced from 3 exons.
AUGGCAUCACGGCCAACUAAACGGUCUCGUCGGCCCCGCACAGCGGUCCGCAAAUACACAGAUGAUGCUUUUGAAGCUGCAGGGCUAAGCCCUGAAGUCUCCGAGUCUGAGCAAACGGUUCCUGAAAAGCACAAAAGUGGACGUGCCGAGGAUGAAGAUUUUGUGAUGGGGGAGGACAAAGAACGAGAAGUUUCUGAUGAGGAGGACGAAGCCGAUUUUGAUGAAGCAGAGUCUGCUGUAGGGUCAACGCUUGAUAAAAUAGAGCAAGCUGAUCAGAAAAGAUUGGCUCAGGUAGAUUCGAAUAUGACUCACUCGCGGGGCUUGCUUAAACCUGCAAACCAUACCGCAAAACUCACACAAUUGAAAUUAACAUUCGGAACUAGCGUUCAAGACUUGCUUCCGAUCAUCUGGACAAGAGACCACUGGGCAUAUGGGAGAGACGCAACUUUCCCGAGUGCGGAGAGUUUCCAGGCUGCCCAAAAUGGCAUUACGUACGGAAUUGGAGGCUCUUUUUGCUAUGAUAGCGCUAAACUAGCAAUGGAAGCUGGCAAGGGAUGGGAUUGGUACUAUAGCCCUGUUGGUGACAAGCUUCUAAAAAGCCAGCACUUGGAAAUCAUUAACGCAGAGGCAAGGGGAAAAUACCUGCCACGGAACAGAGGAGAGAAACAUACUAUUUUGGUAGGGCCUCCUGGGAAGCAAAAGGAAUUCCGUCUGGGAAACAGCGAAUUCUUUGACUUUGGAGCCGCCUGGGAAGCACCGAAACCCAAAGAGGCGAAGCGAGGGCGUCACAAGAAGGCUGAUAAGCAAUUUCAAGACGCCGAAAAUGAUCCUGCGGAUCACUCGGACACGGCGCCGGAGGUAGAGCGGAUACGUGAAGGUUGGCUCUUGAAUUUGGGAAACAAGGUGCAGUGCGCCGCAUGGGCGCCGAAUUGUACUGGUACUACUCAAUAUCUUGCAGUAGUCGUUCCUCUCUCUGAGUCGCAGAAGACUGCAGAAUGUGAUCUAAAGUACACUGGCGCCCCUGCUUUUACGCCGUCGCCACCAUACCCAGCAGCGAUCCAAAUAUGGUCAUUUGAAGCGCAAGAAGGGGAAUCAUCUCCGCGGCCUCUAAAUAUGGCCCUUAAACCGCGGUUGCGUCUGGUUUUGUGCACUGAAUAUGGAGAUCUGAAGCGGCUUAGUUGGUGCCCGAUGCCACGAAAAGCUCGUCCAUUGAACAUGGAAAACAAGGGGCCGCUUAACUUGGGUCUAUUGGCGGGAAUCUGGGGAGAUGGAACUGUCAAGGUACUGGAUGUGAAUGUUGAAGAAAAUUCGGAAGAGACCCAAUGGCUAAAAGUCCAAUCCCCUAUGUUUCAAGCAAAGCCCCCAUCCACAUUAUGUACUUGUCUCGCAUGGCUUUCUCCAAGUGACCUAGCCGUUGGGUGCGCAAAUGGGUUUAUCGCAGUUUGGAGCCUCCCGGCGUCCUGUGCUCGACCCCAGUCAAGCCCUAUACCGUAUAUUUAUACUCCGAUUUACAAUACUUAUAUUCUGAACAUCCACUCAGCAUACCCGACGUACCCAUAUCUACUUGCUUCCAGCUGCAUUGAUGGUCAAUCGAAGCUGUCUUCCCUUGCGGACCCGCAGGUCGACACUGCCGAAGCGCUUCGAACUCGAAUGGGCACGCCAAAUCUAUCGUAUUCGCCAUUUUUUCAGACCUUCGUAACGACAGACGAAGCUGAUUAUGUUCGUAUGCACCCGGUUCGUCGUUUCUUUGCACCCGUUUUGACCCUACGCUCUACAUCCAACGUAACGUCAGUCGCCCCAUGUAGCCCCUGCCAUCCUACGAUCCUAGUUGGCAGCGCAGGAGGUGUCGCUAUGGCGUCAAAUCCACUCCAGAGACUGCUGAACUCGAAGAAUAAACAUUUCCAACAGACUUGGUUCUCUCACGAGUGGGUGCACAGGAAGAACGACGGGAACGGAGAAAGGAUCGGAGUCAGUAGAUUUUACGAAGGCUUCAAGGCUGAAAUUCCGAACCUGUUGAGAAGUGCUCCACAGGGGAAGAUAUCGAGCAACGUGAUGACUAUAUAUGAAGAAGAAACGGCUGUCACUGUUCUAGCUUUCAAUCCCAACGAAAGUUGCGCUGGAUGGACUUGUGCAGGCCUGGGGUGUGGACUCCUUCGGGUGGAGGAUUUGACCCUCCGCAAGCGUUGUUAA